Naegleria lovaniensis is the source of this 1716-nucleotide messenger RNA. RefSeq lists its product as uncharacterized. The transcript has a single exon. The record is from RefSeq and is a predicted model, not a curated record. The coding region runs from base 1 to 1716 and encodes 571 amino acids. NCBI's taxonomy places the organism in Eukaryota, Heterolobosea, Eutetramitea, Acrasida, Naegleriidae. Gene Ontology annotation, cellular component: nucleus. Gene Ontology annotation, biological process: poly(A)+ mRNA export from nucleus. Gene Ontology annotation, molecular function: protein binding; RNA binding.
AUGAAAGAAGAGCAUCAUAGAAGUCCCCAAUUCACCAACUAUGGUCGAGUGAGGUGUCCAAGAUAUAAAUUCUAUCACUCACCGUCAAGGUAUUCACAACACCACCAGCACCAUUAUCAUGACUCGGAACAUACAUUUGAAAAGAUUUACCAAGUUCUCGUUCCAGGUAUUCACAAAACCAAUCAAAACUUGGAAGAGUUGAUUCUCACACAAGAGGAAAUUCAAUCGUUGAGUCAUCCAUUGUCACCUCAAUUUAUGCUUGGGCUUGGACAAGCUCCUCCAAAUGAAUAUACAUCCUCACAGAAUGAACCUCCAUUCUAUGUCUUGGAUGUGAGUCGAUUGCUGUCACAGCCUCAAACACAACAAAAUUUUCCUGAAAUUUCAUCUUCACAAUCCUCGUCAUUAUCUUUUCAAACCUUAAACGACGAAGGUGAAAUUGAGGAAUCACAACAACCACCUUCAACCACCACUACCACAGUUAAAGCUAGCUCUCCAGUCAAACAAGAUUUAGAUCCAUUCUGGUCCAACGUAUGUCGAGUGAUAUUGAAUAGAUUCAUGAAUAUCACUCAUUUAAAUUUGGAUUCAAACGGAAUUCAUAGUUUACAAGUGUGGCAACCAUUAGUAAGAUUGAGGCACUUGAUUUCUCUUUCUUUGCGUCAUAAUAACCUGGAAUAUAUUCAAGAAUUGCAACAUUUAAAAGGUUUAGGAAUUGUCAGUUUAAACGUUGCAGGAAAUCCAUUCCUAACUGCACAAAACAAUCAAUUCAUGCGAGAGGAUAUUGCACUUCUCAUUCAAUACUUUCCUUCUCUUGAAAGUGUUGAUGAUUUUAUCAUUCCUGAAGAAUUUAAGGGUGAAACCAUAGUGAUGCGAAAAAGCGUCUUGCCAGGUAUUUUGACGUCAAGUUUCUACGAAAAUACUUUUCAGCGAGAGUAUAUAGAGUGGUUUCUUCUUCAAUACUUUACAUAUUUUGAUUCGAAUCGAGAUCAACUCUUUCAAUUCUAUCAUGAAAAUGCCACCUUUUCCUUCUCUUAUAAUAUGAAUGAAAUUGUUGACUUACCUGAAACAGUCGAAUCUCGUUUCGUAAUGAAACCCUAUAAACCCUACUCUAGAAAUGUUCGAUUCAUCUUGGAGAAGGAAUAUAUUGAUAAGAAUAUUUUAGAAAGCUCAACUAUUAGUUAUGGAAAGGAACAAAUUGUGGCAAGAUUGAGAAUGCUGCCACCAUGCAGUCAUAAUUUGAAUGUGAAAUUAGUGGAUGUUCAGAAUGUACCUUUUUUGAAUGGCUUACUUGUAGUGUUUCAUUGUCCAUGCGAACAGUUUGAUAUGAAAGGUUUUGCGUUUCCUCGUUCGAUCGAUUCCGUGUUCUUCAUGACUGAAAAUCAACCCAUGGAUAUCUCCGCGAGUUUGAAUUUGCCUUUCUUGAUUCGAAAUCAUCAAUACCAUAUUCGACCUUAUUCUUCCCUUAAUUUGAAUCAAUUUCGAUCAGAUGCUAAUAUCUAUGAAGCUUGGAAUUUCGGAACUCCUGCAUCGACAACGACUCCAAAUUUCACAUUUUCUGCUGAGGCCAUUCUCUCAGACUUUUUACAGGCAACAAAACUCAAACGAGAAUUUGCAAUUCCUUGUUUGGAAUAUGUUGGUUGGAAUCUCCAGAAAGCCAUGGAUGUGUUUAUGAUUGAGAAUAGAAAUGGUACAAUUCCGGCCCAAUGCUUUCAAGUGUAA